Messenger RNA from Striga asiatica, 531 nucleotides. The record is from the annotation of a GenBank genome assembly. Lineage: Eukaryota; Viridiplantae; Streptophyta; Magnoliopsida; Lamiales; Orobanchaceae.
AUGGAAGCCGUUCAAAGGAUAUACAAGAUCAAAGGGCGUAAAAAUACGAGUCCUUUGGCAAUUAGUGUAGGAGAUGUAAAAGACAUAUCACGUUUUGCCACGACCGACCAUUUGCCUCCCGGUUUGCUCGACUCACUUCUCCCAGGACCCGUAACAGUAGUGCUAAAACGAGGGGACUCGAGUAUCCUAGACAAGUCUCUAAAUCCUGGACUGGACAGCAUAGGUGUACGGGUGCCUGAUUCUAAUUUCAUUAGAUUAAUUUGCCGUGGUUCAGAUAGUGCUAUUGCCCUCACGAGUGCUAACCUCAGUGGGAAGCCCAGUAGUGUGGAUGUUAAAGACUUUGAAAACCUGUGGGCCCACUGUGCUUAUAUCUACAAUGGUGGCCCGAUUCCAUCGGGCCGUGCUGGGUCAACUGUGGUGGAUCUUACUAAGUUAGGACAGUACAAGAUUCUAAGGCCCGGAAGUGCCAAAGAGGAGACAGUUGCAAGCCUGAAGAGAUAUGGCCUUGUUGAAGAUAGCAAUUUUUCUUGA